AUGGACUUCGAGGGCACUAUGCUGAGUGACACAAUCUGGGGGACUGUGACGGCCAUCUCGGUGAAAACCCCGUCGGAAGUCCUUCGGGCCGCCAGAGGAAGGAGCGUCACCCUGCCUUGCACGUACGAGACUUCUGCCCCCGACCGGCAAGGGUUUAUCCAGUGGGACAAGCUUCGGUGGAGCCAAACGGAAAAGGUGCUCAUCUGGCAGUUUUUGACCCAAAGCUACAUCUACGGCGACCUGUAUAAGAACCGCGUCAACAUAUCGAGCAGGGCGGAGCAGUCCGAUGCGUCCAUCACCAUUGGCCAGCUGACCAUGGACGACAACGGCACCUACGAGUGCUCGGUCUCCCUGCUCACCGACCUGGAUGGCACCUCCAAGGCCCGCGUCCGCCUCCUGGUCCUCGUACCACCCUCCAAACCGGAGUGCGGCAUCAAGGGCGAGACCGUGAUUGGGAACGACAUCCAGCUGACCUGCCAGUCAAGGGAGGGCUCCCCGGCCCCUCAGUACAGCUGGAAGAGCUUCAACCUGCUGAACCAGGAGCGGAAAGUCCCGCCAGGCACCGGGCAGACCCUGACGCUGAGGAACAUCUCCACGGACACGUCGGGUUUCUACAUCUGCACCUCCAGCAACGAGGUGGGGACGGAGUCCUGCAACAUCACCGUGACUGUCCGACCGCCCUCCAUGAACGUGGCCCUGUACGCGGGCAUCGCGGGUGGUGCUGUGGCGGCCCUCAUCCUCGUCAGUGUCCUUGUCUACUGCUGCUGCUGCCGGGAGAAGGGCGAGGACGAGACCAGGCCGAGUCGGUCCAUCUACCGGGAGCCUCCGGAGCAGCUGAGGCGACUGUCCAGAGGGCAGGAAGAGGAGGAUGACGCCAAUCACGGAGACCAGGGGAGCGACGGUCGCCAGUCCCCUGACUACGCUGUCUGA
Molossus molossus (Pallas's mastiff bat) is the source of this 930-nucleotide messenger RNA. RefSeq names its product glycoprotein A33 (gene GPA33). Gene Ontology annotation, cellular component: plasma membrane. The transcript has 7 exons. NCBI's taxonomy places the organism in Eukaryota, Metazoa, Chordata, Mammalia, Chiroptera, Molossidae. The coding region runs from base 1 to 930 and encodes 309 amino acids. The record is from RefSeq and is a predicted model, not a curated record.